Messenger RNA from Emiliania huxleyi CCMP1516, 825 nucleotides. RefSeq lists its product as hypothetical. The coding region runs from base 1 to 825 and encodes 274 amino acids. NCBI's taxonomy places the organism in Eukaryota, Haptophyta, Isochrysidales, Noelaerhabdaceae. The transcript has 3 exons. The record is from RefSeq and is a predicted model, not a curated record.
AUGACGGCCGCCCGCCUGCUGCGCUCGUGCGUUGAGACCCUCGUAAGCUUCGUGUUCACGCCAGCAUUGCAAUUGAUUCUGCUUCCAUUCUACGUUCUCCUCGGCUCGCCACCUAUCGCGCUCGGCCUCUGCAGCUCCGACGCUGCUGUCGGCGUGCCUCCCGCCUUCCUCGCCUGGCGUCGCCUUCCAUAUCUGAUCCCGAUGGUGCUCUUCGUCGACCUGCCGAUUGCCAUCUUAUUCUCCGCGACAAAUCUGAUCGAGCUUCUGUUCCUCCGGAACCCCCUCAUCCUCACCAUCUACAGCCUCUGCCGAAGCGCCUCACGGCUCCCCUACCGCCAGCUGACGUCCCCGAUGUCGACCAAAAACUCGACUCCCUGCCCCUCGGUGCCCGUGCCAUCGCACGAGUACAUCGCGCGGCGGCGCCUCGAGGCCGCGCCCGCAGCGAUGCAGAUGCAGCGGGACGACCAGUUCGUGCCGUGCUUCCCCCCCGACACCGAGUCCGGUCUUCACGCUCGCGAACGGCCGCGCGCAAACACCAUCGACGGCGCCCGCUACCGCGAACACGCCUCCGUCUGGGCUGCCCUCGAGGGCGACGGCGACAAGGCAACUGCUGAGCUGUCCGCCGCGACGGCAGCGUUGAAUGCGGCGAGAACGGAUGAGGACGUUGAUGCGGCGAAGGACGCGGAGAGCACUGCCUCGGCCGCGCUGAAGUGCUACUUCACAAGCGCGCUCGUGGAGACGCUUGGCGAGCCGGAGUCCGCCGUGCGGACGAGCCUGCGCAACGUCCUGAAGACCGCUUUCAAGAAGAAGAAGACGACGAACUAA